This is a messenger RNA of Arvicanthis niloticus (Nile rat), 946 nucleotides long. It is a transcript of the gene Immp1l, whose product is annotated as inner mitochondrial membrane peptidase subunit 1. Gene Ontology annotation, cellular component: mitochondrial inner membrane peptidase complex; membrane. Gene Ontology annotation, molecular function: serine-type endopeptidase activity. Lineage: Eukaryota; Metazoa; Chordata; Mammalia; Rodentia; Muridae. The record is from RefSeq and is a predicted model, not a curated record.
GAAAAGUGCGGUACGUAAAGGCGGAGGCUUGUACGCGGCCCAGGUGAACCUGGUCCUUCUGAGUCCUGGGUGAGGAACUUCUGUUGGUGUUGGGGGUCGCAGGAAUCGGAAACCAUGGAUGACUCACACAGGCUCUGAGACCUCCUGUAGAUCUGGGUUUUCCUGGAAACCUACCGUAAAGUUGAUAGGAUUGUAGAACAGACCUAUGGUAGAAUUAGAGUUUUGAAGCACAGGCUUCAAAGCACAAGCCUGUAAUCCUAGCUACUUGGGAAGUGGAAGCAAGAAAUUUGCAGAUUCAAGGCCUGCCUGGGCUAAAAGGCUAGUGGUGGUAGAGUCAACAUCGAAGUAUGCUUCGAGGUGUUCUGGGAAAGGCCUUUCGACUUGCUGGCUAUACCAUUCAGUAUGGCUGUAUAGCUCAUUGUGCUUUUGAAUAUGUUGGUGGUGUUGUAAUGUGUUCUGGACCAUCAAUGGAACCCACAAUUCAAAAUUCAGAUAUUGUCUUUGCAGAAAAUCUUAGCCGACAUUUUUACGGCAUCCAAAGAGGUGACAUUGUAAUUGCAAAAAGUCCGAGUGAUCCAAAAUCAAAUAUCUGUAAAAGAGUAAUUGGUUUGGAAGGAGACAAAAUCCUUACCACUAGUCCAUCUGAUAUCUUUAAGAGCCGUAGUUAUGUGCCAAUGGGUCAUGUGUGGUUAGAAGGUGAUAACUUACAGAAUUCUACUGAUUCCAGGUAUUACGGACCUAUACCAUAUGGACUAAUAAGAGGACGGAUCUUCUUUAAGAUUUGGCCUUUCAGUGACUUUGGAUUUCUGCGUGACAGCCCAAAUGGCCACAGAUUUUCUGAUGAUUAAUAAGUAUUUCCUUUUAACUUGAUUAUUGUCUCCUAUUCAAGUGAAUUUAUUUCUACAGUUGAAACCAUGAACUUAACAAUAAACUAUUUGCUAUUCAA